UGUGUGUGUGUGUGUGUGUUAGUGGAAGCGUGGCUAGGGCUGAAUGAAAGAGGCCCUUGCCAUGCAGUGCUGAUGCUCUUCCAGCGCCGGAGCACAUGUCCACAGCCACUGCAGAAUCUGUGACAACUAAACACUGGAGUAGAGCUCUGUGGAAAGGUGCGCUGCUUUUGCCAAAAGGGAAAUUGCCUGGGAAUUGAAACAGGCCCUCGAUUGUCCAUUAGCUUAGCGGCUCCGGAGAGGCUGAGCUGUGCCCCGCUAUGAGUGGACUCAGCUGCUGGGGAGUUGAAAUGCCUGAGAAUAGACUGCUGCUGAUAGUGUUAACAGUGCUUGUGAGGUCUUGGACAGGGGAUGCCCAUCCGCAGUGUCUGGACUAUAAGCCCCCCUUUCAGCCUCCUGAGCCUUUGGUUUUCUGCAAGGAGUACGCAAAGUUUGGAUGCUGCAACUUGGACAAGGACAAUGAGAUAUCUGAGAAGUUCUACCAGGUCAUGGACUAUUUUGAUUUCACUGGAUUUGUUGCUUGUGGGAAGUACAUUCGUAGCAUCCUCUGCCAGGAAUGUUCUCCCUAUGCGGCUCACCUCUAUGACGCCGAGGAUGCCAACACGCCCAUGCGGCAGCUGCCGGGCCUGUGUGGAGACUACUGCUCGGACUACUGGCGCCAGUGCCGCUACACGCUUAGCCUGCUCCUAGACAACAACAACAUCACCACAGCCAUCGAGGACAACCACAACAAGUUCUGUAACUUCCUGGUGCUGAAGGACCCACAGUACUGCUACCCAAACGUACUCUCCAACGCCGAGCUCAACAGCAAGCUGGGGGACCUGCAGGAGGACCCAGAGGGGUGUCUGCAGCUGUGCCUGCAGGAAGUGGCCAACGGGCUGCGGAACCCGGUCGCCAUGGUGCACGCCAACGACGGCACGCACCGUUUCUGGGUGGCCGAGCAGCUAGGCUACGUGUGGACGUACCUCGCCAACGGAUCCCGCAUCGACAGGCCCUUCCUCAACCUCACCAAGGCCGUGCUGACGUCCCCGUGGGCGGGGGACGAGAGAGGCUUCCUCUGCAUGGCCCUGCACCCGCGCUUCACCGCCGUCAGGAAGGCCUACGUCUACUACUCCGUCAAGGUGGGGAAGGAAGAGAGGAUCCGCAUCAGCGAGUUCGUCCUGUCCGACGCCGACAUGAACAUGCUGGACCACACGUCUGAGAGAGUCCUUCUGGAGGUUAAAGAGCCAGCGUCCAAUCACAACGGCGGCCAGCUCCUCUUCGGACAUGACGGCUAUCUCUACAUCUUCACGGGGGACGGUGGGAGGGCCGGCGACCCCUUCGGCAAGUUUGGGAACUCUCAGAACAAGUCUGCCCUCCUGGGGAAAGUGCUCCGGGUCGACGUGGACAACAACGACGACGGCGCCCCCUACAGCAUCCCCUCCGACAACCCCUUCCUGGGCGAGAAGGGCGCGCACCCCGAGAUCUACGCGUACGGCGUGCGCAACAUGUGGCGCUGCUCCGUCGACCGCGGCGACCCCGUCUCGGGCCACGGACGGGGACGCUUGUUCUGCGGGGACGUGGGACAGAACAAGUUCGAGGAGGUGGACAUCAUUGUCAAGGGUGGGAACUACGGCUGGAGGGCCAAAGAGGGGUUCUCCUGCUACGACAAGAGGCUCUGCCUCAACUCAUCACUUGAUGACAUCCUUCCUAUUUUCGACUAUCCUCACAAGAUGGGCAAAUCUGUGACUGGGGGCUAUGUCUAUCGGGGGUGCCAGAUGCCCAACCUAAACGGCCGAUACAUCUUUGGAGAUUUCAUGAGUGGGCGUCUGAUGUCCCUGAGGGAGAACCUGAGCACGGGGGAAUGGGACUACACUGAGAUCUGCAUGGGCGGCGAUAAGACCUGCAGCUUCCCCAAGCUCAUCAACAGCUACUACAAGUACAUCAUCUCCUUCGGCGAGGACGAGGCAGGGGAGCUGUACUUCCUUGCCACGGGGGUCCCUAGCGCCCAGUCCCGAGCCGGCGUCGUGUAUAAGAUAGUGGACCCGUCCAGGUACUGACCACAGAACCACAAACAUGCUGGCCUUCCACAACAC
Molecule: messenger RNA, 2072 nt
Organism: Clupea harengus (Atlantic herring)
Lineage: Eukaryota; Metazoa; Chordata; Actinopteri; Clupeiformes; Clupeidae
Product: HHIP-like protein 1
Exons: 7
Coding region: 258-2036 (592 amino acids)
Cellular component (GO): membrane
Source: RefSeq, a predicted model, not a curated record